This is a messenger RNA of Danaus plexippus (monarch butterfly), 912 nucleotides long. Its product is annotated as translocator protein. The transcript has 5 exons. The record is from RefSeq and is a predicted model, not a curated record. Lineage: Eukaryota; Metazoa; Arthropoda; Insecta; Lepidoptera; Nymphalidae. Gene Ontology annotation, cellular component: mitochondrial outer membrane. Bases 167 to 667 code for a protein of 166 amino acids.
ACCAAAGUUCAACAUUGAUUUUUAUACAAUUCAGUGGGGUUUUCUACAUGGAAUAAAAGUUUCACUGCCCAUUUUCCAAUUUUCUCAAGACUCUCAUUAUUAUUGUCGUAAUUCAUAACUAGACCAACUUCUACUAAGUGUGGGACUUAUCAUUAAAAGCAGAACUAUGGCGAAUUGGGCAGCAAUAGGAUCGGUGAUUCUCCCCAACGCUGGGGGCUGGGCUAACGGUUUAUACUUCGCCGGUCAGAUCAGAAAGGAAGGUGGUAAGGCGUGGUACGAUGACCUGAAGAAACCGUCGUGGAACCCACCCAAGUGGGUGUUUGGACCGGCUUGGACAGUUCUAUACAGUGGGAUGGGUUAUGCGUCGUAUCUGGUCUAUGAGGAGUGUGGAGGAUUUACUGAUGACGCUGUGCUCCCGCUAUCCUUGUAUGGAGCGCAGCUCGCACUGAACUGGGCUUGGACGCCGAUAUUCUUCGGUCUUAGGGACCUGAAAUUGGCUUUCAUCGAGAUAUCCGUCCUGAGCGGUGCUGCCAUCGCCACCACAGUAUCGUUUUACUGUGUGAGUCGUAACGCUGCGGCGUUAAUGCUGCCAUAUUUGGGCUGGCUGGCUUACGCUUCCUCUCUGUCGUAUUACAUCUGGAAGAAUAAUGGCGACAAGAAGGAGUGAGAGGAUUAUGGAAGAAAUAAGGAGAGUAGAAGAUAGAAGAAGCACAACCUUCGAGACGAACAAAAAUAUCCGUGAUUUAAAUCUACUGCUUAACGUUCUUUGUUAACGCGCUGUAAUUGUGUGAGGUCUCCUCACUACUCCUGUUUAAUAGUUAAGUGUAAGUGUCCUUACUUAGAAUUGCAUUCCAAUGCAUUUAAUUUUUCUUCGAAUAUAUAUUGUAUAUAUCAAUAAAGGCUUAUAGGUUA